GUCGCGCUAACAGGCCCAGUCGGAGCAUCCCCAUCGAGUCCUCGUCAGCUUACGUCAGCUUCUUUAAGACAGUUGGUGUGUGUCGAGGGCGUCGCUACCAAAGUGUCUACAAUAAAACCCAAAGUCGUACAAUCUGUACACUAUUGUCCAACCACAACACAACACUCGUCUCGGGAAUACAUUGACGCUACUGACCCGCACUUGGGUCUUAACGCCGUCGACACUACCGGUCGGGAAAUCCCGGAUAGGGUCAUUCAUAUUACACCUUCUGUGUACCCUACCAAAGAUAAAGAAGGGCACGCGCUCGAAACGGAAUACGGCCUGUCGACCUUCAAAGACCAUCAAACAAUUGUUUUGCAGGAAAUGCCCGAAAAAGCUCCCAUGGGACAGCUUCCACGAUCGGUCGAACUGGUGCUUGACCACGACCUCGUCGAUCGUAUUAAACCAGGGGAUCGGGUACGCGUAGUCGGAACUUACCGGGCAUUAGCAGUUUCCUCCAACGGUCAACAGAGUUCUUCGGGAGUUUUCCGGACUGUAGUGCUAGUCAACCACGUUCAGACGAUCGGGGUAAGCACAAGCAGACUGCAUUUUCACGAAAACGAUGUUCCGAAUAUCAAAGAGUUGGCUGCUCAGCCCAACAUUCUGGAUGUGUUGGGACGGUCCGUGGCACCAUCAAUACACGGACAUGAUAUUAUCAAGAAGGCACUCGUAUUGCAACUCUUGGCAGGGGUCGAGAAAAACUUGGAGAACGGUACACACUUACGAGGGGAUAUUAACAUUCUAAUGGUUGGCGAUCCAUCGACAGCUAAAUCUCAACUGCUACGAAGCGCAAUGACUAUUGCACCGUUGGCCGUUUCAACCACAGGGAAAGGUUCAUCUGGUGUUGGUCUGACGGCUGCCGUGACAUCAGAUCCGGACACUCGUGAACGUCGUCUCGAAGCUGGUGCUAUGGUGCUCGCCGACCGUGGCCUCGUGUGCGUAGACGAAUUCGACAAAAUGGGCGAGAACGAUCGUGUUGCCAUUCACGAGGCAAUGGAGCAGCAAACAGUGACGAUCGCGAAGGCCGGUAUCCAUGCCAGUCUUAAUGCUCGCUGCGCUGUGCUCGCUGCCGCCAACCCUGUUUACGGGCAGUAUGACCGGCGACGCAAAAUCCAAGAGAAUAUUGGGUUACCGGAUUCCUUGCUCUCUCGUUUCGAUUUGCUCUUUGUAGUCCUCGAUCAGAUGGACCCCGAAACGGAUCGACUUAUUGCCGCUCACGUCAUUGGUGGACACCGCUACCGAGAUGAUGAUGGUGAAGAUGACGAGUCGGACGACGAUCAAGAACACUCACCACCGCAGUCGAUCUGGCAACGCCGGCGGAGAAACGCGGCUACCAACGAAGACGCUUUAACUCACGAUUUUCUGCGCAAGUACCUGCAUUACGCGAAGUCCCGCGUAUCGCCAGUCCUUACCGAAGCAGCACGUGAAUUUAUCGCCCAAAAGUACGCUGAAAUGCGAUCUCGUCAAGACGACCGAACCCUCCCCAUUACCGCUCGUUCAUUAGAAACAGUCAUUCGUCUGGCAACGGCUCAUGCCAAGGCCCGGUUGAAUGCAACCGUCGAACACGAAGAUUGUGUGGUUGCAAUGGACUUGCUGAGCUUCGCCCUCUAUCACG
This is a messenger RNA of Phaeodactylum tricornutum CCAP 1055/1, 1654 nucleotides long. RefSeq lists its product with no specific name. The annotation marks the transcript as partial. The transcript has a single exon. Gene Ontology annotation, cellular component: nucleus; MCM complex. The record is from RefSeq and is a predicted model, not a curated record. Gene Ontology annotation, biological process: mitotic DNA replication initiation; double-strand break repair via break-induced replication; DNA strand elongation involved in DNA replication. Gene Ontology annotation, molecular function: single-stranded DNA binding; ATP binding; single-stranded DNA helicase activity. NCBI's taxonomy places the organism in Eukaryota, Bacillariophyta, Bacillariophyceae, Surirellales, Neidiaceae.